UCGGUUCCUACGUGGGAGUGAGGCAGAAGGAUUCCAAAACCAAAGCUCCGUCCAAAGCGCCCAAACACUCUAGAGCCCACGAACGGAAGAAAACAUUACUGACCACUUGCCUGUGAACUCCUCACAAACUUAGCCGUGCAGAGAGCUUUGGUACUUUGCACCACGGCAAGCUGGCGGCCAUCCUCUCAAGACAGACGUGUGCCAAAACCGCCGACUACUCCAACCACAGCCUGUGGCAACUCGUAGAAACCUCCUCUCGCUACUCAAAGCAUCGCUGCACUUACUAUAUAGGCCGGAUGCCCUCCAUAUCGUUUGCAACAAGCCAGACAAGAAGAGAGAUCGAAACUCAGUAACCGAGAGAUACUCCAAAAUCCUCAAGCACUACAGUACAUUGCGAAUAAACCAAUGGCGCCGCCGGGGCCCCUGAGCGCGACGCGGCGCACGCGUCCGACGGCGGCGCAAUGCGUCGCGGCGUCGCUGUUCGCGCUGCUGGUGGCCGCGGCGAUCAUCGUGGUGCUGUGGCUCGUGCUCCGGCCCGGGAAGCUCCAGCUCUCCGUGGACCACGCGGCCGUGGCCGGGUUCAACUUCACGGCCAAAGGCGCGCUCGUCGGCACCGCCUUCGACCUCACCUUCCGCGCCUACAACCAGAACAAGCGCGCGGCCGUGUACCACUCGCUGGACGUCGGGGUGUGGUACGACGGCACGUACCUGGGCGGCGCCGAGGUGCCGGGGUUCCGCCAGCCGCCGCACAACGAGACGAGGAUCGACGUGGCCGCGCCCGCGGCGUCGUCGCCGGUGCCGCGGGACGUGGAGAGGGAGAUGGAGAAGGACCGGUCGGCGGGGACGCUGCCGCUGGACGUGCACGUCCGGGGGAAAGUGCACUUCAGGUACGGCGUGGUGAGGACGCGGAGCUACAAGCUGCGGGCGAGCUGCCCGCUGGUGCCCGUCCAGUUCGCGUCGCCCAGCUCCUUCGAUCGGGUCUACUGCUACGUGCAUAUCUGAUGAGUACUGUAGCUCGCUAGUUCGGGCGCGCGUACGUGCACAAAUUGUUGCGGGUUUGGUUUCAGGAUUCCUUCUGCAUGUUUGGGUUGAUUUUAAACUGUUCAUCUUUAUUUGCAUUACAUUGGUUUGUUGUAUGAUUAUCAGGCAUGUAAGUGUCAUGUUCCUUAUGAGAAAUUCGUGUUCCAUAUAUGUUGCGUA
This is a messenger RNA of Brachypodium distachyon (stiff brome), 1200 nucleotides long. RefSeq lists its product as uncharacterized. The record is from RefSeq and is a predicted model, not a curated record. NCBI's taxonomy places the organism in Eukaryota, Viridiplantae, Streptophyta, Magnoliopsida, Poales, Poaceae. Gene Ontology annotation, cellular component: plasma membrane. The transcript has a single exon. The coding region runs from base 406 to 1002 and encodes 198 amino acids.